Molecule: messenger RNA, 13007 nt
Organism: Saccostrea echinata
Lineage: Eukaryota; Metazoa; Mollusca; Bivalvia; Ostreida; Ostreidae
Product: dynein axonemal heavy chain 12-like
Exons: 62
Coding region: 140-12328 (4062 amino acids)
Biological process (GO): microtubule-based movement
Cellular component (GO): dynein complex
Molecular function (GO): dynein intermediate chain binding; minus-end-directed microtubule motor activity; dynein light intermediate chain binding
Source: RefSeq, a predicted model, not a curated record
GGCCAUAACAACACACAACUAUAAUUUUUGAAGAAAAUUAUCACAUUUUUUCAAAGAAAAUGUGAUGGGAAGGCUCAUGGAUUAGUUUAUUUCAACAGUGAGAGUUUUAUAGGAAUUCAAACAAGCGUUUAUUGGAAAGAUGUCUACGGCACCUGUGCCACCUAUAAAUGGCCAUCAAGGCACAAAUGGAGUUCUAAAUGGAGGAACACCGAGAGAAAAUGGAAUAUCUAAUGGAACAAUGAAUGGAGAAACCCCCAGAAGCAGGGGCAAGCUGGGAGGGAUAGGACCUGAUGGUUAUCCUCGUCUACCCCCCAUAACCAAACCAAGUCAAAGAGUUGACGACCCCUAUGCCAACAGCAAGCUCAUGAAAUUUAGACUUGCCAAUCACAAACAAGCAAUGUUGAUGAAGAUUUUACAUGACCAAGCAGAAAAAGACUUAUUGGACACAGAAGAAUUCUGUGAGAAACACCCAGAUAAAAAUGCUAACCCAGAUUAUCCUCAAGAGAUGAUGAGUAAGGAACGCAGAAUAAGGUUGAAUUAUCAAUACCUGAAGAAAUGUGUGGAGGCAGGACCCGUAACUCCUGUACAGAGGCACUGGAAUGACAACAUUCUACAGAUGGUCCCCGAGAAACUGCAGCAGAACCCCGCCCUGCAGGCCUCUAUCAGGGACCUGUUUGCAGAGGUCAAAGAGGAUUACAAUUCCAGCAUGAAAAAAUCUAUGGUGCAACAUGUACUGAUAAAGCCAGAAGUGAAAGGAUUAGACAAUGAUGUGGCUGGACCCCCACCAUCAGAACCGAGUGGAUUGGACUACUCUCGGCCGUGGCAUGAUAGUUACGUGGCAUCCAGGCUGAGCAUAAAAGAAAACCUACACACCCUCCAUCCCUCUAUGCAGACUGUACUGAAGAUGUGUCAGUCUACACUGGGCAACAUGAUAUUGGUGGACUGCUCAAAUUUCAGAGCCAAUGGACCAGUAGAAUUUGAGUCCUUUAAGAACACCCUUAUUCUGGACCUAGAGAAAACAGAAGAUAAACUGAACAAUAGUUGGUUCCCUGGCAUCAUCAAUGUCUUUGCAGACAAGAACACAUUUGUUUCACCCAAGGCUGAAAAACUGGAUUCAUUCUUUGAAUGUGUGACAACACUGAUCUCAAACCAGCUGAAAGAUUUACUAGUGAGAACCAUUGACAGUUAUGUCACACUGUUUGACCCGAAUGACAAGUCCAAGCUUCCCUUGAUGAAGAUGGAGCUGACGUUUGAUGACCAGAAGAUGCAGUUUUAUCCUCCAAAAGAGGAUUUGGAGGAAACUGUCCUCUUUGUGGUCAACCAUAUCUGUAAGGCCAUGCAGCAAGUGCCCACUGUCCAAUCAUGGUUGGCUGGUGGCAGCACUGUCAAUCACACAGAUGCCACUGUGGCUGAGCAUGUGGUGAAAGCCGCAGUUCAGACAUUGAAGGAGGCAGUGAAGAGAGAAUUUGAGGGACCACAGUUACACCUAGACUCAUUUGUUAAGAGAUAUGACUACAUUGUGAAUGGUGAGGCUCUGAAAGAAAUUCAAGAAUAUGUGAAAUAUGAGCACACAUUUGCUGAGUAUCAGAAGCAUAUUGAUAGAUACAGAAACCUUGCAAGUGAAAUCAUGGGCCUGCCGAGUAUUGAACACUUUGACAUGAUUCGUUUGGAUUGUGAGGAUUUGAAGCGAGGUUUGGCUGAGGCUGCUCGAGGACUGGCAGAUGAACUCCUCAGGAAAGUAUCAGAUGACCACAGAGCUGAAAACAAGAGCAUCUGUGAGGAAUUUCAGACCAUCAGAGAUCGAGCUCUGAAAACCCCCGACUCAAGUGAAGAGUUGAUGGAAAUGGUCAAGUUUACACAGGAAGCUAGAACCUCAGGAAUGGUUAAAUUGAAUGAACGAAUCAAGGAAUCUAAGGAUCGCCUGGCCUAUCUUAUUGAUGUUUACAUGUUCCCUCCAGAAGACAUUGAAUUGAAUUGUGAGGUUCUGACUUGGCCAAAGAGAAUCUCACCAGUCUUUGAUGAGAACGAUGAGCUGAUAGAGAAAUCCAAACAAGCUGGAGAGCGCCAGUUAUUGGAGAAGAGAGAGAAGGUCAUUGCAGAACUGGAGAAACUACGACAACGUGUGGAUGAAUUUAAUGAUUAUGGUGAAUUGGACAUGAUGACCCAAUAUGUACAAGAUGUCCGUGCUGUACAAAAGCGUCUGGCCGAUGUACAGGAACAAAUCAGCUUCAUCAACAAGGAAGAACAUCUAUACAAAUACCCAAUUUCCACUUAUCAAGCCGAUGUGGAUGAAAUCACAAGUCAAGUGGAGCCAUUCUACAGACUCUUCAAUAUUGUGCUCAAGUGGCAGAAAGCCGAGAAAAAGUGGAUGGAUGGAGCUUUCAUGGAUCUGGAUGCAGAACAAGUGGAAGGCGAGGUGGAUGAGUACACUAGAGAGAUCUACAAAGUCCAGAAGGUGUUCAAUUCUCGUCUCAAGAAAAUCCAGAUGGAGGUGGAUGAUCGUAACCGUGAGAGAAAGAAGCGAAGGCGACAUGCCGAGGAGAGCGGGCAGGAAAUCGCACCAGAAGAUCAGGAUGAAGUUGUUGUUCAACCUCAGGGAAUGGAGAUCUGCACCAAGGUCCAGGACAGCAUGAGAGACUUCAAGGAAAAUGUUCCAAUCAUUGGUGUUAUGUGCAACAAGGGUAUGCGACCCCGCCAUUGGUCCAGAAUGUCCGAGCUUAUGGGCUUUGACAUUACACCCAAUGCAGGAACUACUCUCCGUAAAGUGCUCAAACUGGAAAUCGCUCCUCAUAUGGAGAUGUUUGAGGGCAUUAGUGCAGCUGCUACCAAGGAACAUUCCUUGGAGAAGGCCAUGGCUAAGAUGAUGGAAGAUUGGGACACAAUCAACUUCAAUCUGAUUGCGUACCGUGACACGGGGAUCAGCAUUCUGUCCUCAGUGGAUGAUAUCCAGACCACACUGGACGAUCAAAUCGUCAAAACUCAGACCAUGAGAGGCUCACCAUUCAUCAAACCAUUUGAAACAGAAAUCAAGGAAUGGGAGGAGAGGCUCCUCAGAAUCCAGGACACAAUUGAUGAGUGGCUGAAGGUCCAGUCUCAGUGGCUGUACCUAGAACCCAUUUUCUCCUCGGAGGACAUCAUGCAGCAGAUGCCAGAGGAAGGAAGACUAUUUCAGAUCGUGGACAAAAACUGGAAAGAUGUCAUGAGGCACACUACCAAAGACCCCAAGGUGUUGGUAGCCACCAAUCUACCAGGGCUGUUGGAAAAACUUCAAGACAGUAAUGGUCUGCUAGAUAAGAUCAUGAAAGGACUGAAUGCUUACUUAGAGAAAAAACGUCUCUUCUUCCCACGAUUCUUCUUCUUGUCCAACGAUGAAAUGUUGGAAAUUCUCUCCGAGACCAAAGACCCACUUAGAGUGCAGCCACAUUUGAAGAAGUGUUUUGAAGGCAUUGCCAAAUUGGAAUUUGAUAGUAAACUGGACAUUCAUGCUAUGUUUAGUAGUGAAGGAGAGAAAAUCAAGUUGGUACAGACAAUAUCAACAUCCGAGGCCAGAGGGGCUGUAGAAAAAUGGCUGCUGCAAGUACAGGAUGUCAUGCUGGCAUCUGUGAGGGAAGUGUGUGCACACUCAAUGGAGGCAUAUGCCAUUGAAGCACGUAUCGAUUGGGUCCGAGACUGGCCUGGUCAGGUAGUUCUGUGUGUGUCACAGGCUUACUGGACACAGGAGGUCCACGAGGCCAUCAGAGGGGGCCCUGGGGGACUGAAGGAUUACUGGGAUAAACUGCAGGCUCAGCUGGGAGACAUUGUUGUCCUGGUCCGAGGCAAACUCUCCAAACAGACUCGUACCACACUGGGAGCUCUGGUCGUCAUUGAUGUACAUGCUAGAGAUGUAGUGCUACAGAUGGCUGACAAGGGUGUCUCGUCGGAAAAUGACUUUGCUUGGUUGGCUCAGCUCCGAUACUACUGGGAGGAAGAAAACAUGAGAGUCAGAAUGACCAAUGCUACAGUGAAGUAUGCUUAUGAAUACCUGGGUAACACACCCCGAUUGGUCAUCACUCCACUGACGGACAGGUGCUACAGAACUCUGAUUGGUGCUUUCCAUUUGAAUUUGAAUGGGGCUCCUGAGGGGCCAGCAGGAACUGGAAAGACAGAGACCACUAAGGAUCUGGCCAAGGCUUUGGCUGUCCAGUGUGUGGUGUUUAACUGUUCUGAUGGCUUGGAUUACUUGGCUAUGGGAAAAUUCUUUAAAGGUCUGGCUUCAGCAGGUGCAUGGGCUUGCUUUGAUGAAUUCAACAGAAUUGAUCUAGAAGUGUUGUCUGUCAUUGCCCAACAGAUUUUAUGCAUCAUCCGUGCUGUGAGAGCUAAAGUAGAUGUCUUCGUGUUUGAGGGCACAGAGCUCUCCCUGAAUCCCAACUGUUAUGUGUGCAUCACCAUGAAUCCAGGUUAUGCCGGUCGUUCGGAGCUUCCAGACAACCUGAAGGUGUUGUUCCGGACAGUGGCAAUGAUGGUUCCAGACUACGCCAUGAUUGCUGAGAUUUCUCUGUACUCAUUUGGUUUCCAGAAUGCCAGAAAUCUGUCAGUUAAGAUUGUGACUGUGUACAGACUCUGUUCUGAGCAGUUAUCCUCACAGUUUCACUAUGAUUACGGAAUGAGAGCAGUAAAAGCUGUCCUCUCAGCUGCUGGCAAUCUCAAACUCAGAUUUCCCGACGAGGAUGAGGAUAUACUGUUGCUGAGGUCUAUUAUUGAUGUCAAUCUUCCCAAGUUCUUGUCUCACGACAUUCCACUGUUCAAUGGUAUCACCUCAGAUCUGUUCCCCGGAGUCAAGCUUCCUGAAGCAGACUACAAGGUCUUCUUAGAUGCCAUGAUGAGGGUGGCUGCCAAGAAAAAUCUGCAGUUUGUGGAUUUCUUCAAAGAGAAACUCAUCCAGACUUAUGAAAUGAUGAUCGUCAGACAUGGCUUCAUGUUGGUGGGAGAACCUUUUGGCUGUAAGACUAUGGUCAUAGAAACACUCUGUGAGGGUAUGACCUUAUUGAAUGAAGAGGGGCAUGAUGAGGACUAUGAGAAAGUCCUAUACCGAAUCAUUAAUCCCAAAUCCAUUACAAUGGGUCAGCUAUUCGGUCAGUUUGACCCAGUUUCUCAUGAGUGGACAGAUGGUGUUGUGGCUAACACCUUCCGAGAGUUUGCUUCUACUGACACUCCGGACAGGAAGUGGGUCGUCUUUGAUGGACCAAUUGAUGCCUUGUGGAUUGAAAACAUGAACACAGUGUUGGAUGACAAUAAGAAACUAUGCUUGAUGAGUGGAGAAAUUAUACAGAUGUCAAAUCCCAUGAGUCUUAUCUUUGAAACAAUGGAUUUAGCUCAGGCCUCGCCGGCCACAGUGAGCAGGUGUGGUAUGGUGUACCUAGAGCCCACGACCCUGGGCUGGAGACCAAUCGUGAAAUCCUGGAUUGAAGCAUUUGGAGAGAUCAUGGCACGGGAAUGUGCGGAAGUCGUCCAUGACAUGUUUGAGUGGCUGAUUGAUCCUUGUCUAGACUUUGUCAGGAAAAAUACGAAAGAGUAUCUUGGGUCUAAGCAGGCCAAUCAGGUUCGUUCUCUGAUGUACAUGAUUGACAUGUUGAUGUCAGAGACCUUGAGCAAGGAAGAUGCCAACGAAAACAAGCACAUCAAGAAUUACACCAUGUGCGCCAUGAUUUUCUCCAUCCCAUGGAGCAUUGCUGCUGUUGUAGACAAUGAUGGCCGACAGAAAUUUGACACAUUCUUUAAGGAACUACUGGGUGGAAAAAUUGACAGCUCUCCAGUGCCAAAAUCAGUGGGCAAAUUCGAUGUCCCCAUGCCAGAGGCUAUGAACUGUUAUGAUGUCUUCUUUGAGUUUAAGGCCAGAGGUACCUGGCACCAUUGGAAUGACCUCAUUAAAGGACAGGAGAGUAAGGCUAAGAAAAUCCGAGAAAUGUUGGUCCCGACCAUGGACACCGCCCGAUACACCUAUCUGCUAUCUCUCUGUAUUGAACAUGACAGACCCAUUCUGUUUGUGGGCCCUACUGGUACUGGUAAGAGUGUUUACGUCCAGGACAAACUUAUGAACCACCUAGAGAAGGACAGAUACCUCCCAGCAUUUGUCAACUUUUCCGCCCAGACGAGUGCCAACCAGACACAGAACAUUAUCAUGUCUCGUCUGGACAAGAGGAGGAAGGGGGUAUUCGGACCACAGAUGGGGAAAAAGGCUAUUAUUUUUGUUGAUGACCUUAACAUGCCCCAGAAGGAGGUGUACGGGGCCCAGCCCCCUAUAGAGCUGCUGAGGCAGUAUAUUGAUCAUGGAUACUGGUAUGAUCUAAAAGAUACCAGCAAAAUAACACUACAAGAUGUCCUGUUCUUGGCGGCCAUGGGACCACCAGGUGGUGGCAGAAACGAUGUCACCGCACGAUUCCUACGCCAUUAUAACAUCAUUGGAAUAAACCCCUUCAGUGAAGAAACCAUGAUUAAGAUUUUCUCUAUUCUUUUGACCACUUACUUAAGGCAAGCAGAAUUUUCUACGGAGUAUUAUGCUUUGGGUAAUCAGAUUGUAGCAGCUACCAAUGACAUGUACAAGCAGGCUAUCGCUAACCUAUUGCCGACACCAGCUAAAUCCCACUACGUCUUUAACUUACGAGAUUUCUCCAGGGUCAUUCUUGGUAUCUGUUUAAUAAAGAAGACAGAGGUGGAAAGCAAAAGAACUAUGAUUAGAUUGUGGGUACACGAAGUUAUGAGAGUCUUCUAUGAUCGUCUGACAGAUGAUGCUGAUCGAGCCUGGCUGUUUAAGAGCACUGGCAGUGUAUGUAAGGAAUAUUUCAAGGAAAGCUUUGAUGUCAUCUUUGAACACUUGGCUGGAGAUGGAACAGGCGAGGGCAAGGUUCGUGAGGAGGAUCUAAGAUCUUUGAUGUUUGGGGAUUACAUGAACCCUGAUGCUGAGGCUGAAGAGAGAGUGUACCUUGAAGUCACAUCUUUAGAUGAAAUGUACAAAAUUGUAGAACAGUGUCUAGAGGAAUACAACAAUACACAUAAAACCAGGAUGAAUCUUGUUAUAUUUAGAUAUGUGCUUGAACACUUAUCCCGAAUUUGUCGAGUUUUGCGUAUCCCAGGAGGCAAUGCUUUAUUGGUUGGAGUGGGCGGUAGUGGACGUCAAUCUUUGACCAGACUGGCUACUGCUAUGGCAGGCUACAAUCUUUUCCAGCCAGAAAUCUCUAAAAAUUAUGGCAAAGUAGAAUGGAGGGAGGACAUUAAGUCUGUAUUGACAAGCUGUGGAGCCCAAGGAAAGACAACUGUGUUCCUGAUCACAGACACACAGAUUAAGGAGGAGUCAUUCUUAGAGGACAUUGAUAACUUACUAAACACAGGAGAAGUCCCCAAUCUGUUUGCUGCUGAUGAGAAAGCAGAAAUCAUGGAGGCUGUAAGACCACAUGCCCAGGCUGGAGACAAGAUGGCUGACUUCAGUCCUCUGGCUUUGUUUGCCUUCUUUGUAAAUCGUUGUCGUGAGAACUUACAUAUUAUCAUCGCCUUCAGUCCUAUUGGUGAUGCCUUCAGAAACAGACUACGACAGUUCCCUGCCCUCAUUAACUGCUGUACCAUUGACUGGUUCCAGACUUGGCCAGACGAUGCUUUGGAGAGAGUAGCCAAUAAAUUCUUGGAGCAGGUCGAGCUAGCUGACAACGAACGUAAAGAGACCACACACAUCGUCAAGUAUUUCCAUCAGAGCACCAUCAGAUUGUCUGAUAGAUAUUUCUCAGAGCUGGGUCGUCAUAAUUAUGUCACUCCUACAUCAUAUCUAGAGUUGAUCAACUCUUUUAAGAAUUUACUGUCCACAAAGCAAGAUGAAACCAUGAAGGCCAAGAGGAGAUAUGUGGUGGGAUUAGAAAAGCUGGCUUUUGCUGCUUCACAGGUAGCUACUAUGCAAAAGGAACUUGAGGAACUGCAACCCCAGUUGGUGGUGUCCCAGGAGGAGAAUGCCAAGAUGAUGGUAGUCAUUGAGAAAGAAUCAGUAGAGGUGGAGGCCACCAGCAAAGUGGUGCGAGCAGAUGAGGCGGUGGCCAAUGAACAAGCUGCUCAGGCACAGGCCCUCAAGGAUGAAUGUGAGGCAGAAUUGGCUGAGGCCAUUCCUGCUUUGGAAGCUGCAUUGGCUGCCUUGAACACACUCAAGCCCCAAGAUAUCACCAUUGUGAAGUCUAUGAAGCAGCCACCAGCUGGAGUCAAGCUUGUCAUGGCUGCUGUGUGUGUAAUGAAGGACAUCAAGCCAGACAAGAUUAAUGAUCCAGAUAAACCAGGACAGAAGAUCUUUGACUACUGGGGACCCUCCAAAAAACUGCUGGGAGACAUGAGCUUCCUGAGCAUGCUCAAGGAGUAUGAUAAAGACAACAUUCCUGUCCAUGUUAUGCAGAAGAUCAGAAAGGAAUACAUUUCAAACCCUGAAUUUGACCCUGCUAAAGUGGCCAAUGCCUCCUCUGCUGCAGAGGGUCUGUGUAAAUGGAUCCUGGCCAUGGAAAUCUAUGACAGGGUGGCCAAAGUGGUUGCACCCAAAAAGGUAAAAUUAGCCGAGGCUGAGGCCGAGUUGAAAACAACUAUGGACCAACUAAACAAGAAACGUGCUGAACUGGCAGCUGUAGAAAAACGCUUGGCAGAUCUCCAGGCCACAUUCAAGGAAAUGACUGACAAGAAAGAACAGCUGGAAUUCCAGGUGGAUCUUUGUGGAAAGAAGUUGGAGAGAGCUAAGAAGCUGAUUGGAGGUCUUGGUGGAGAGAAGGCUAGGUGGACAGCAGCCGCAGAGAAUUUACAGAACAUUUAUGAUAACUUAGUUGGUGAUGUUUUGAUUUCUGCUGGUGUCAUUGCAUACUUGGGACCUUUCACUAUGGCCUUCAGAGAACAGUGUACAGUAGACUGGGUGAAAAUCUGCACAGAGAGGCAGAUUCCCUGCUCUCAAGAAUUCUCUCUCAGCAAAACUCUUGGAGAACCAAUCAAAAUUCAGGCCUGGAAUAUCUUUGGAUUGCCAAGAGACAGUUUCUCCAUCGAUAAUGGUGUCAUUGUAGCCAACUCAAGGAGAUGGCCCUUGAUGAUUGACCCUCAAGGACAGGCAAACAAGUGGGUCAAGAACAUGGAGAAAGAAUUCAAGCUGUCAGUGAUCAAACUGACCGAUUCUGACUACAUGAGGACUCUGGAGAACUGCAUCACCUUUGGGAACCCCUUACUGCUGGAGAAUGUCGCAGAAGAGUUGGACCCCUCACUGGAGCCUCUACUUCUUAAACAAACAUACAAACAAGCUGGAGUUGACAUGAUCAAGAUUGGUGAGAAUGUGAUUGAGUACAGUAAAGACUUUAGGUUCUACAUCACCACUAAACUGAGGAACCCCCAUUACCUCCCUGAAAUUGCAGUCAAAGUGUCCCUCCUCAACUUCAUGAUCACCCCCGAGGGUCUAGAGGAUCAACUGCUGGGAAUUGUGGUCGCUAAAGAAAGACCAGAGUUGGAAGAGGAGCGUCAGGCCCUGAUUGUACAGAGUGCUGCCAACAGAAAGGCCCUCAAGGAGAUUGAGGACAAGAUUCUCCACACUCUCUCUGCCUCUGAGGGCAACAUCCUUGAGGAUGAGUCUGCCAUCAAGGUCCUCGACUCCUCCAAAAUCCUCUCUGAUGAAAUCUCCAAAAAACAGAAGAUUGCAGAGGAGACCGAGCAGAAGAUUGACACCAGUCGUAUGGGAUACCGUCCCAUUGCCAAGCACUCUUCCAUUCUCUUCUUCUCCAUCGCUGACCUCCCCAAUAUUGACCCCAUGUACCAGUAUUCUCUGACCUGGUUUGUCAACCUCUACAUCAUGUCCAUCCAGGACAGCAAUAAAUCCAAAAUACUUGAACGUCGCCUUCGAUACCUCAAAGAUCACUUCCAGUACCAGCUCUAUGACAAUGUGUCACGCUCAAUUUUUGCCAAACACCGUGGUGUCUUUACCUUUAUACUGUGUGCAAAUUUACUUUUCAAUAAGUCCAAGAUCUUGGAUCGUCGCUUGCGCUACCUGUCGGACCACUUUACGUACAGUCUGUACUGUAAUGUCUGUCGCUCCCUCUUUGAGAAAGACAAACUUCUUUUCUCUUUCAUUCUAUGUUCCAAUAUGUUGCUAUCCAAGAAUGAGCUUGAUGUAAAUGAGUUCAUGUUUUUCCUGACUGGAGGUGUGGGCCUGGAGAACAAACUCGCUAACCCCGCCCCCACGUGGCUAACGGACAAGAGUUGGGAUGAAAUCUGUCGUCUCAGUGAUCUCAAGAAAUACAAGAAAUUCAGAGACCACUUUACAAAGAACAUAGACAAAUGGAACCAGUAUUACAACGCAAGAGAACCUCACAAUGAAGAGUUACCUGCCCCUUGGCAGGAGGAGCUCAAUGAUUUCCAGAGGAUGAUCAUUCUCAGGGUCAUAAGGCCAGACAAGGUGAAUCCUGCCAUCACUAAUUUUGUGAGAGAGAAACUGGGUAAAAAGUUUGUGGAACCACCACCCUUUGACUUGGCAAAGAGUUACCAAGACUCUAACUGCUGUGCUCCUCUCAUCUUCAUUCUGUCCCCUGGGGCUGACCCAACCAUGGCCCUCCUGAAAUUUGCAGAAGACAAGGGAUUCUCUGGAAACAAGUUCAACUCCAUUUCUCUGGGUCAGGGACAGGGACCCAUUGCUGCUAAGAUGAUCAGUGAAGCGAGACAGGAUGGGUCAUGGGUCAUGCUACAAAACUGUCACUUGGCUGUGUCAUGGAUGACCCCUCUAGAGAAGACUUGUGAAGACUUCACACCAGAGAACACACACUCGGACUUCAGGCUCUGGCUGACCAGCUAUCCAUCACCCAAGUUCCCUGUGACAGUGCUACAGAAUGGAGUCAAGAUGACCAAUGAACCUCCCACUGGACUCCGACAGAAUCUGCUGCAGUCCUACCUCAAUGAUCCGGUCAGUGAUGAGGAGUUUUUCAAGGGAUGUCCAGGGAAGGAGCUGCCAUUUGAGAAGCUUCUCUUUGGUCUGUGCUUCUUCCAUGCCUUGGUUCAGGAGAGGAGGAAAUUCGGACCCCUUGGAUGGAACAUUCCAUAUGGCUUCAACGAAUCAGAUCUCCGAAUCUCCAUUAUGCAGUUACAGAUGUUUAUUAAUGAGUAUGAUGAGGUUCCAUUUGAUGCCAUCAGCUACAUGACUGGAGAGUGUAACUAUGGUGGUCGUGUCACAGAUGACUGGGAUCGACGACUACUGCUCACCAUGCUGGCAGAUUUCUACACUCCUAACAUCAUCACAGAAAGCCGCUAUAAAUUCUCCCCCAGCGGGUCGUACUACUCCCCUCCCAAGGGAACUUAUGAAGACUAUGUUGAAUUUAUCAAGUCCCUCCCCCUAAACCAGCACCCUGAGGUGUUUGGAAUGCAUGAGAAUGUGGACAUCUCUAAGGAGCUGCAGGAGACUAAGCUAUUGUUUGAUUCUGUCUUACUGACCAGGGGAGGAUCAGGAGGUGGAGGGGGUGGAUCUACAGAUGAUCAACUCUACACCAUUGCAGGCGACAUUCUUGGCAAGCUUCCAAAAGAUUUUGACAUAGAAACAGCUGGCAAGAAAUACCCAGUGUCCUAUAAAGAGAGCAUGAAUACAGUGCUGGUACAAGAAAUGGAAAGAUUUAACAGGCUAUUGUCCAUUGUCCGCUCGAGUUUGGUCAAUCUUCAGAAAGCUAUUAAAGGCUUGGUAGUCAUGUCUGCUGAGCUGGAAGCCCUAGCCAGCAGCUUGCUGAUUGGCAAACUUCCUGCUAUGUGGGCCAAGAGGUCAUACCCUUCCCUCAAACCCCUGGGCAGCUACAUCAAUGACUUCCUGGAGAGACUUAAAUUCUUACAGAAAUGGUAUGAUGAGGGUAAGCCACCCACUUUCUGGUUGUCCGGCUUCUUCUUCACCCAGGCCUUCUUGACUGGAGUCAUGCAGAACUUUGCCAGAAAGUACACUAUCCCUAUUGAUACCCUGGCCUUUGAUUUUGAUGUAUUGAGUCAGGAGACUUCUGACAAAGCCCCAGAAGAUGGUUGUUAUGUUUAUGGCUUGUUCCUUGAUGGGGCCAGAUGGGACAAACACAAGGAUGUCCUAUCAGAACAACUUCCUAAGAUUCUGAAUGAACCCUUACCCAUGAUGUGGUUCAUCCCUAAAAAGAAAGUAGAGAUUGAUGAAUCGGACAAGAGAUAUAAAUGUCCAAUCUACAAGACAAGUGAGAGGAAGGGUGUAUUGUCCACUACCGGACAUUCUACAAACUUUGUGUUGGCCGUGCUGCUAAAUACAGAACACCCAGUACAGCACUGGAUCAAGAGAGGCUUGGCAUUACUUUGUCAGCUAGACUCUUAAAAACCCAUCUGUGUUACCCAGACGCUUGUAAUGUUUUAUUGUAUACUUCUUCAUCAGUUAUAGCACAGAAAUGGACAUUUUUUUGGACACUGAUUUUCAAGCAAGAUUGUGUAAUAUUAUGGUUGUUGAAUUUUUAAUUAUGAAAUGUUAUUAACAUGAAAUGUGAUAUGUAAAAAAGAAAUGUAGAGGAAAGUUUAUUUUUGUGUGAAUUCAUGUUUUAUUUUAAACAUUUUUUUUUUUUUUUUGCUGUGUGUAUAUUUGAAAGCAGAAAUCUGAUGUUGUAUUACAUUAUAAACUUUGAUGCAAUUUUUCAGAUAUAAAGAAAGAGUUUUACUCUAUAAUUUACAGGCUUUGAUGAGAACAAUGCAUUAUUUGAUAUUGAUUAAUGAAUCAUCUUGUUUGAAGACUUUGAAGAUUAUAUAUAUAUUCAUUGAUGAUGAAAUAUUAUUGCAUUCCGGCCAGUGUUGAGUUCUGCUACGUGUAAAUCUCCAUGAUUACAGAACUUUAUUGUGAUAAAUUACACUUUUUUUUGUUGAAGCAGACAGUGCAUAUAUACAGUCACAUAUUUAUUUUCAGAAAUUUCUUUUACAUUGAUAUUGUGUAAUAUUUGCAAGUAUUUGUUAAUUUUUUUCACUAAUUUCCCAAUGUCUAACACAGUCAUUGUUAUUAUCUGUGAUAU